CUGCCUUUCCCUCCGCAGACACCACGAUUAAGCCCCGCCGCGUGUACGUCAGCGGGAAGGAAGAGGUGCUGACAAUGCUGACGUCGAGCCAGGUCCCCCAGAAGCUGAUGACCCGAAUGGUGGCGAUCUUCCUGAAGGAGUGCCUCGGCUACGUCAACCUCACCAUCACCACGGUGCCAAAUACGUUCGAUCCGGAUAGGGUCAUCGACGAAAUGAGGGCGAGCAAACCGUCCAACGCAAACAGGUCGGACGUCAAAGUACCCAAUGCAAUGGUGAACUUGGAAGUGUGGAUACCACCUGGCUACAACCUAGACCCCCUGAAUGCGGAUUUUGAAACGAGCAGUUUCCUUGGUUCCGGUGGUCGCUUUGGGUGGUUCCUGCCAGGGAGACUAAUCUCUGACCAGGACUUCAUUGUGGAACAUUGGCGAGCCUUCACGGAUCCCAAUUCGCGCGCGCUCUACCUCUUCUCAAGGACGCCAGAAGAGCUGAUCCAUUUAUCAAGCAAAAUGAGGAACCCAGAGACAGGGAAAUUUUACUGCUUGGAGAAUUAUGGUUGUGAAAAGGGAAUGUACACCCCGUCUUGGUGUAGUAAAAGUGGGCAGGAGUGCGCUGUCCUCUUUGCUUCAUAUGCAGAUUUCAAUAUCGCCAAGUUUCUCCGUGAACAAAUUGAGACCAUGAAAGCCUAUGUAAGGGUAGCCUGGAUUGGCCCCAAUCUCAAUCACAAGUUCAUUAGUAACAACACAUACUACCCUGGUCCUCAUGGUAUGCGUUCCAUUCUCAUUUUCCACUGGUGGCCAUCUGUUCUUCUGGAGCCUUUUGACUUCCAGUCUGUUGCCUUUUCGCCAUGUAUCGACAGUUCUGUGAGGAUUGAUGGGAAAAGCCCAUAUCAGUGCAAAUAUGAGAUGCAUCGCUUCCAUAAGUUUGUAUGGAAGAAGCUCAAAAGAUAUGCAAAAUAUGCUUAUGAUGCUCUUCAUAAGAUAAAGAUCAACCACACUGAAUUGAUUGACCUCAUGCACACCUAUAAUGAAAAGCAACCAAAGACCAAUUCAACACUAGAUGAGGUUGCCUGUCAGUGGAUGAAAGAAAACAAGGACCGAUGGGACAACUGGCUACCAGUAGGUGAUCUUCCAGAGCUGACUCUUGUAGGCCUCUUCCCCAUAAGUGGAAGUGACGGAAUCCAUAACAAAUUUCUGGCCCCGGGAAAUGUGUUUGCGAUGUUUAUGGCUGUAGAAGCCAUCAACAAAAAUAGCAGCAUUCUUGCUGGCCACCAGAUUCACGCCAUUAUUUUGAAUGGUGCAUGUGAGCCGGCUAUGGUCAUGCGUCAGUUCAUCGAGAUCAUUCAGCAGUCGUCAAGUGGAGGAUUCUACAACAACCUGGCGGGCUUUGUAGGCCCAGCUUGCUCAGAUACUGUGGAGCCAAUUGCAGGGGUGUCCAAAUAUUUCAACAUGCCAAUCAUCUCGUAUGGAGCGGAAGGAGCUAUAUUCUCAGAUCAAGAGCACUAUCCUUAUUUCUUUAGAACAAUUCCAGAAAAUAGGAUUUUUCGAUAUGUGUACAAUCACUUGUUCCAACAACUCAAAUGGACAAGAGUUACAUCAUUUACAGAGGACGGCCAGAGAUAUUCUGAAUACCUCACUUCUUUAAAUGACCUACUUCUGGAGAACAGCAUAUCAAUGUACAGCCACAAAUACCCACAAGAACGUGAAAGUCAGAACAUGAGGAAUUAUUUAAAACAGCUAAAAGAGAGAAAGUCAUUCAUUAUUAUUGGUGACUUUUAUCAAGAUGUUGCCAGAGAAGUAAUCUGCGAUGCUUAUCACCUGAAGAUGACAGCAUAUGAGAACUAUCAGUGGUUCCUUCCACACUGGUACUCAAAAGACUGGUAUGACACUGACAAGCUCACGGGUAAAAAUAACGUAUCUUGCACGACCGAGCAAAUGCUCUAUGCGCUUCGUGGUCAUAUGUCUCUUUCGUACAAGUACUUUGCAGAUGAUGAUGAUAUCAUGCAAGAAGGAAGGACAGUGAAGGAGUGGAGAAAUGCAUAUAGCGAGGUUAUUAAGGACAAGGCUGUUGAAUCUGAUUAUGCUGGGUUCACUUAUGAUGCUGUGUGGACAUAUGCCCUUGCCUUGGAUAAUCUUUUUAAGGAAGAUGAAUCUUAUGCUGCUGACCUCCGGGAUUACAACACCACACAGGCAUUCAUAAAGAAGAUCCAAGCUCUCUCAUUCAAUGGAGUAUCAGGACACAUCAACUUCACAUCAGGAGCUUCAAGGUUAACAGACAUCAUUGUGUGGCAGUUUCAAGGAGAAGAAUAUGUUGAAGUCGGGCUGUAUCAUCCUGGUUCUUCAAGUAAUGAUAGUGGAAGACUGGAAAUGAGUAAAGUCAAUGAACUAAAGUGGAUGUCUGGCAAUAAGCCAGAUGAUGGAAGCAACAAAUGUGCAGUUGAAGGCUUCAGCAAGCUGAUAAAUACCACUUGUUCAAGUGCCAUCAUAGUACUGUGUGCAAUAUGUUUUGGUGGUCUUACACUCUUGCUGAUCAUUUGUUUCCUCUUCUUCAAGAGAAGAUAUGAAAAGCAGAUCCAGCAGAUCCAAGAGCGUGGUCGGCCACUGUUUGAGAUUUUUGACGGUUGGGAGAUUCAGAGGGAUAAAGUCGUCAUAAAUCGCAAGCUUGGGGAAGGAUGUUUUGGAACUGUGUAUGGAGGAGAGUGUCAGUUUGAUGAUCAAGGCUGGGUUGCAGUUGCAGUGAAAACCUUAAAAGUUGGCUCAACUAUUUCUGAGAAGCUUGAUUUUCUGUCAGAGGCAGAAAUGAUGAAAAACUUUGUCCAUGAUAAUAUAGUACGUCUUUUAGGUGUCUGUACAAAGAGUGAACCUAUCUACACUGUGAUGGAGUUCAUGUUAUAUGGUGAUCUGAAAACCUACCUACUUGCCCGAAGAAACUUAGUCAAUGAAAAGAAUCGCAAUGAUGAUGAUGAAGUUAGUAACAGACGGCUCACUUCCAUGGCUCUUGACAUAGCAAGAGGAUUGUCGUACUUAGCAGAUCUUAAGUUUGUCCACAGGGAUGUAGCAUGUCGUAAUUGUCUAGUAAAUGCAAAUAGGACGGUGAAGCUUGCAGACUUUGGCAUGACCAGGCCAAUGUAUGAAAAUAAUUAUUACAAAUUUAAUCGUAAAGGUAAGAAUGGUUUUGGAUGGUCUUUGACAGAUGGUGUCUUUACUACUAUGAGUGACAUUUGGUCAUAUGGUGUCUUACUGUACGAGAUUGUCACAUUUGGAGCCUAUCCAUUCCAGGGAUUGACCAAUGAUCAAGUACUGGAACAUGUCAAGGCAGGCCACACUAUAGCCAUACCUCGGGGAGUUAAGCCACAGUUAGAUGUUUUGCUGAGAAUGUGUUGGCACCGGGAUCCAAUGAAGAGGCCACAUGUCACACAGAUCAUUGACCAUUUGACAAAUUAUCCACGUUUGAUAUCCCCAUGCUUAGAUGGGCCACAAUCCUCAGUGCAAAUAGAGGACACCAUAUCCUUAGAACUAAGGAUUCCAGAUAAGGCGAGAAAACUGUCGCUAUCUAUCAACACCAGGUUACCUCAGGUAGCAUCCUCAAGCCGGAAGCGAUCGAUGAGCGGAAACAUGGUGAUGAACAUGCCUCCACUCACCACCAGCCUCAGUGAGGAUGGCAUGAUCUCAGCGCAUUCCAACUUGGACGCCCUCAACUUGAACCACGUGAUGCUCGAGGAAAAUGAAAUGGGAGAGGACCCUUUGUUACCCCCUGCCCAGUAUGUGUCCUCGAGAUAUAUGACAAUAGUGCAUAAAGACCGUAAGGACCACAAAGACUACAAAGAUCAUAAAGAAAAGGAAAGUUUAGUGAGCAGACAGCAGGGGGACUACUGCACCACAGAUAUAUCCCGUGAUUUAUGGACGAGUGUCACGCCUGUAUAGGGUAACGCCAACCUAGGCAAGUCUAAGUGACCAAAGUAGUGUUCUAGUGUUUUAGAUGGCAAAGUUACAGCUAUAUAUUGCAGCUUCUUUCUUGAGAAGCCUGAGACCAGAUCAUAAGCAAGAAAGCUCAUAUUAAGUACUCAGAUGCUAAUCUUUUCUGGUCAUUAUAUUUUAUAUUAUUUAAGUGGUAUUUAUGAGAUUUUAUUCCCUGUAAUUAUAAAGAUAAUGAGCACAGAAGAGAUGCUUGCUGAUAUUAGCUUGUACUCUACACUGUGGAUAUUGACACUGCAGAUGGCAUCUAUCAGUAUUAUCUCAUUAUGCAAGAAGAUUCAUAUGCAAACUCUGAUGCAAUAUGAAUCAUUAUUUUAAGACAGCUAUUAUGUGCCAACGCUGAAGAUGAAACCUCGCGGGUGAAUGUUAGUAGUGGCUGUGUAGUGGAGCAAUGUCACAGCUCUGGGCCCACAAUAUUCCACUCUUUCCUAUACUUCAUGUGACUGGAGCAUAUACAGCAAUGUAUGUUUGUAUUACAUUACAGUUUGUAGGCUUAUUGGUAUAUGAAAACAGUAUUUAUGGUGGAAUAUAUUUGCAAUUGGAUCAUAUAAUAGAAGUCACUUAGUUCUAGUGAGGGUUGGAUUUCACAUUUGUGAAUGCAACAUGAGUAUUGUGCUAAUGCACUGAAGAAAAGAAGUUGAAUGUAAAGUAAGUGUAUAUAGCAUAUCAUAGGCAUUAUUGGCUGUAAUAGGCUUACAAUUGCAUCACUUCAAAAAGUAGCUCUUCAUUCAGAUCCCUCAUAAAACACAAAUUUUGAUUUAGCAUCAAAAAAUGUUUUUAUGUAAUUUUCAUACUAAUUUGAAAUGAAAUUUAUCACAUAGUAGCAUACCUAGAUUUUAACAAUAGAUUGGAAAGCUGCUAAAAAAAAGGUCUGUCACUUUGCUGAAAAUAUGUUGUAAUGACCAUCACCAAAACCUGUUCUUUCAUGUUCAAACAUGUAACCUAAAGCUAUUUUCCAUUAACUCCUUCAACUGUGUGCUGUGAAACAAAUUCAUCUAGUCUGCUGUAAAUCAACCCAGGAGAAUUUUAGAUAUUCUUUAUGGAUUUCAAAAUGGCCCUGUUAUACUGAUGCUCAUGCAUGCUUAUUCUGUUAUAAAUAUUAUUGUAUGUAAUAGUUGAUAAUCUACACCUCAUUUUGCUUUUCUGCUACAACUAAUUUAUUCAGACUCAACAUAACAUAGAAAUAUCCAAAAGGAAAGAGUGAAAUGGUCAUGUUGACCUUUUUCCAUAAGGACUGGUUGUUCUGUUCAAGUUUCUUGGUGCAAUGUACCACAAGUCUGUAUUACUUGAUCAAGUAGGUCGGACUGUCUUCUUGGUGUAUGCUCCAGGAUUGACAAGGGCUAUGUGGUGCCUGUAGUCAAUGUUGUGAGGAUGAGAAAAAAAGAAAAAAAAUGAAAAAACUAAAAAGGAAAAAAAGAAAAAAAAGGUUUAGUGGUGCCCAAGGUCUUUGCUGCAGGACAGAAAUGAGUCUUGCAGGCAGUUGCUAAAAUAAGCUUCUCUUGGCUUCACUGCACUCCUCUGUAGUCAUUUAUGAUCAUAGUUGGUUGCUAUGGUUGGUAUGUGCUAAGCACACAUCUUAUAUAUGUACAGUGCUAUAGCUUUUAGGGAAUAAUCAUACGUAACACAAUGUAUAUGCAGUCAUCAGUCAUCACCAUAUUUAUCACCUCACUCAUCAAGUUUAAGGUUGUGUAUGCAUCUACCAUUUAAGGAAAACGAAGCACAUUCAGAAAUUAAUUUUGUCUUAUUUUCUGGAUGGUUAUCAUGAACAAUCUUUAUAAUUUCAUUGACAGGGUCAGUUAAAGCCGAACUUUGAAAGGUAGAUGUUGUGGACACUGAAGCUCCGUAAAGAUAUUUACCCUGAUCAGUUGCUUUCAAUCGUAAUUUAUGAUUAUUAUUAUCUGUUAGACAUAUUUUUAUUACUUUGAAAACCAAAUUUGUGUCAAGAAUACUUACAUAUGAUAUUUUAUUAUAUUUAUGAUAUUUAAAGAUAAUAUAAAAUUAUUGUUAAAGUGUUUAAUAAUAGAAACAUUUAAUUCCUUUUACAUAGGGGCCUAUGUGUAAAACUGAAAUCAGUAAAUAAAAAAUGAAUGGUGAUAUAGUUACUACCAGGAGAGUUGUGUGCUCUGUUUGAGCAAUGAAACAUUGUCUUCACUUUUAGUUAUAUGGUUCUGAAUAUAACUGAUUUUAUAUAAUAAUUUUACAGAUUGGAUAUUUACAAUAGCUAUAUUGUACAGUCAUUCAUUCUACUGAAUUUGAAAACAAUUUAUAUGCAGAUAUGUCAGUUUAUGUAAGUUGCCUUCAUUGCCACUAUCAUAGGAGAGUGCAGAUAUGUGCAUCAGUUUAUGUCUUAUUCACUUUCUUUGAAGUGAAGAGAAGGUUCAUCAGAAUAUGAAACAUUCAGUAGGAGAACUUCAAUUGAAAAUUCAGUAUAAAAGACUAAGAAUGAAAACAGUAAAAUUCAUAGUUCCCCUCUGAAGUGAUAGCCAGGUGCACACUACCUGAUUUCAAGUAAUUUAUUAUGUCAGUUCAGCCAGAUGUGUUGUUUAAAAAGGGAAAGUUAUGGCAAAUAUCUUAUUAACCAAUGUUUUCCUUGGUGGUUUAAGAUGCUAAUGAGACCCAGGCAUUCCUAGUACCAGACCUCCACCUCAGGGUAAAUGUAUUUAAUAAUAACUGGUUGCAGAUGGCAGUAUUCAUAACAGUGAGAGUGGAUGCUUCAUGCAUGGAUGUAUCAUUUGAAAAUUUAUCAGUGUUAAAUACAUUAAAAAUAAGCCUCUCUUUCAGAUGUAAAAAUCCAGAUUUUUGGAGAAUAAACAUCAGUAGGUCACUUUAUACUUACUUUAAAGACUGAUUCAUAUGUAAUGGUUCCUAAAAGUAGAAAUAUGUAUUCUCAAUGUGUUUGGGAAGCAUAAGUAUAUAGAACAGAAAUCCCAUAAGUAUCCAUUAAAACCUGUAGAUUCCAUUUUUACACAAUAUUUCUUUCAUCUGAAUUAAUGUAAAUUAUAAAAUUUUAUUGUAAUUCAUGACAUUAGAAAGGUUUUCUUAAAUUAUGUAAAAUUAAAGCAUGUUUAUAUAUGCAGAGUUGGGAAGUACUGCACCUACUUUUAUACUUUAAGAUUGUCUUUCAAUUAUAAAGUUAUUUGCCAAAGAGUGCUGAUUCCUUAAAACUUUAUGAAAAUGACCACACUACUAACAAUGUCUCUAGUGUUACAUAUUGAAAAAAAUUGUACUGAGAAAUAGAAAGUACCACUAGGUAGUAUCACUAUUAGUUUUAUUAGUGGUUCACUUUUGCCCUUUUAUUGGGCAGAGCAAGUACUGCUAUAAGGACAGCUGGCAGGUUUCAAGAAAUUUUGCGAGCAGUUAUGGUAAUCAACCUCUUUUUCAAAUAUAAUUUACUGAAUACUAGACGACUGUAAUGCCCCCAAAAUUAUUGGCAAAUUUCCCAGCUCUGCUCAUAAACUCAAGGUUUUAUAUGAUAUAUAUGUGUAGGGGGUGCAUGUGUGCGUGCAUGCGUGCGUGUUCAGAAGGCUAUUAUUUCAAUGUCUUUUAAACCCAUUUUGUAAUCUCUAUAUUUCUGGGGGCUUUGGAAGAAAUUACCUUGAUUUUUUUUUUUUUUUCUACAUAAUGUUGUGGCAGUAAUUUUCUUCUUUAUUUAUAACAUGAUUUAAGCCAAAAUAUAUUUGGUUUUACAAAAUAUUUCUUCAUUGGUGGUGCAUUAUUCAUAGAGUGUAUAUUUUGGUAUUCUAAAGCCAAGAAAGUAAAGAAAUAACUUAUUAGAUCUUCCUGUGUCACAAUGCACCUAUAAACUAAUAAAAAUAAUUACAAAGUUU
Messenger RNA from Penaeus vannamei (Pacific white shrimp), 7798 nucleotides. Lineage: Eukaryota; Metazoa; Arthropoda; Malacostraca; Decapoda; Penaeidae. The record is from RefSeq and is a predicted model, not a curated record.